AUGUGUUUCGGAAGCAGCAGCAAAGAGGACCCGGAAGCGAAGAAGAGCAAGGAGAUCGAAAAGCAGUUGCGCGAGGACCAGAAGCGCUUGGCCAAGGAGGUCAAGUUGCUGUUGCUCGGUGCCGGCGAGUCUGGUAAAUCGACGGUGCUGAAGCAGAUGCGCCUGAUACACACCAAGGGAUUCUCACAAUCUGAGCGGAAACAAUGGAAGGUCACCAUUUUUCAGAACUUGUUGCAUGCCUUUCAGGUUGUAUUUGGCGCAAUGGAGGAACAAGAGGUCGAGUUUGCCGAGGAGAGCAAUGUGCGCUUUGCGGAGAUCCUCGCGGCUGAUCCAGAUAUUGGUGCGGACGACCCAAUGCCUCUCGACUGCCUCAAUGCCUUCAAGAGCCUGUGGAGGGAUGAAGGCGUGCAGCUCGCGAUCAAGAAAGGCAACGAAUACGCCCUUCACGACAACCUCACCUAUUACUUUGCGGACAUUGAGAGACUUUUCGCCAAAGACUAUCUUCCCACCGAUCAGGACAUCCUGCGAGCACGGCUCAGAACGACCGGCAUCAGCGAAACCAUAUUCGAGACCGGCGCACUCACCUACCGCAUGUUCGAUGUUGGCGGACAACGAUCUGAGCGGAAGAAAUGGAUCCAUGUAUUCGACAAUGUGCAGGUCGUACUCUUCUUGGUUGCAAUCAGUGGCUACGAUCACGUCCUCAUAGAAGACCGCAAUGGCAAUCAAAUGCAUGAAGCGUUGAUGUUGUUUGAAAGCAUCGCAAACAGCAAAUACUUUGAGAAAUCCGCUCUGAUUCUCUUCCUCAACAAGAUUGAUCUAUUCCGGGAGAAGGUCGCUUCCGGCCAAUCGCUGAUCAGGGAACACUUUCCCGAUUAUGCUGGCGUCGACACUGAUGUGGAGGAAGGCAUGCAMUUUUUCGCCAGGAAGUUCAAGAAUCUGGUGCGGGAUCCGGACAAGGAUGCUUAUGUUCAUUUCACAAAUGCCACCGACACCAACCUCCUGGACAAGACGAUGAAGAGUGUGCAGGACAUGAUUGUGCAACGCAACCUGCACAACCYCAUGCUCUGA
Molecule: messenger RNA, 1068 nt
Organism: Ramularia collo-cygni
Lineage: Eukaryota; Fungi; Ascomycota; Dothideomycetes; Mycosphaerellales; Mycosphaerellaceae
Product: probable G protein alpha chain
Exons: 5
Coding region: 1-1068 (355 amino acids)
Biological process (GO): G protein-coupled receptor signaling pathway
Cellular component (GO): heterotrimeric G-protein complex
Molecular function (GO): GTPase activity; G-protein beta/gamma-subunit complex binding; G protein-coupled receptor binding
Source: RefSeq, a predicted model, not a curated record